AUGCCAAUGCUCCACAAUAAGAGAAACGGGGGACUGCCACUCUUUAAUUCAGAACUACUGGUAUCUGCUGUGGAAAACGGCCAAACAGCUACAAUUGAACGCCUGCUCGACAACGGCGCCUCUACAGAGGGGGUCAAUGAAUCUGGCCAGACUCCAUUGUCUCAAGCCUCCAAACGAGGAGAUGAGGCUCUUUUGCGAUUAUUGCUUGAUAAAGGUGCUGACACCGAGGCGGCUGAUAUUGUUGGCCAAGUACCGUUGGCACAUGCCUGCACCAGAGGGCAGGAGGCUAUUGUGCGAAUAUUGCUUGAUAAAGGAGCCGCUAUCAACGCGACCGAUAAUCUUGGCGAAGCCCCGUUGUCAUACGCCUCUAGAUACGGGUAUGAGGCUGUUGUGCGAGUAUUGCUUGAUAACGGCGCUGCCAUCGAGAUAGUUGAUCAGCUGUGCGGAAAGCCGUUAUCAUAUGCUUCUGAACGACGGCAUAAGGCUAUUUUGCGGAUGUUACUUGGCAACGGCGCCCAGCGCCCGGCCACGAGAGGAUGGACUAGGUAA
Messenger RNA from Penicillium egyptiacum, 549 nucleotides. The record is from the annotation of a GenBank genome assembly. Lineage: Eukaryota; Fungi; Ascomycota; Eurotiomycetes; Eurotiales; Aspergillaceae.